Molecule: messenger RNA, 3128 nt
Organism: Mycetomoellerius zeteki
Lineage: Eukaryota; Metazoa; Arthropoda; Insecta; Hymenoptera; Formicidae
Product: PX domain-containing protein kinase-like protein
Exons: 8
Coding region: 432-2237 (601 amino acids)
Biological process (GO): early endosome to late endosome transport; negative regulation of monoatomic ion transport; endosome to lysosome transport
Cellular component (GO): early endosome; late endosome; plasma membrane
Molecular function (GO): protein kinase activity; ATP binding; phosphatidylinositol binding
Source: RefSeq, a predicted model, not a curated record
GAAUGACUCGUGAAGCGUCGUCGAGAUUCGGCUUCACGACGCGGCACGGUUAGCUCCGGAUUGCGCCGCGCUGUGAGGUGUUAUCGCGACUAGUCAAGAAAGAGGGGGAGGAUAGAGAAAGAGAAAAAGAGAGAGAGAGAGAGGUUUGACACAAUCCUCCCCUACGUGCUUGGUACAUUGCGUGGUGUCGUGUGUUGCAAACCGCUGACAUUGAAAGUAUUCCGCGAUAAGUGGUGCCGCCGUUGCCAUUGUCGUCGUCGUCGUCGUCGUCGUCACCGUCACUGUCGCCGCCGCCGUCGUUGUCGUGCGACAGUUUGCCCGAUGCUGAAAUGAAGCAGAAGCGCGUCAUGUAUGGCGACGCGCGGAAACUGUGCGAGAGACAAACGCAAUCGGCCCCGUACGGGCCCUGCCUUACGUCGGACUAAUGAUCAAUGGCUUUAUUCGAGAAGAGAUACACGAAUAAAGUGCUGUUAGAUGAUACGGAGCAGUUGACGAGCGUCAUCGAAAAUGCUAGGACCAUCGACGGACAUACGGAAUACGUAAUCAAAAUACAAAGAGGUCCACUUCCCGAAAGAUCUUGGAGAGUAAGCAGACGUUACAAUGACUUCGUACAGCUCAAUACAGCUUUAUCCAUAUCUGGCUUCGACCUGCCACUACCACCAAAAAGAAUUAUUGGUAACAUGGAGCCAGACUUUAUAGCUCAGCGACAAAUAGCAUUGCAGAAUUAUCUAAAUAUAAUACUAAUGAAUCCUAUACUGGCAUCUUCGCUUUCCACAAAGAAGUUUUUAGACCCUGAGAAUUAUACUGCACCAUUACAUGAAAUCGCACUACAACAAGUGUCAUUAGCAUUACGAAGCGAUGCCAAUUUUGAAGUAUGCAAGCCUAUUCCUGAUAUGGGAUGGCGAUUGAGGAAACAUUACUAUACGGUGAAAAAUCGCCAGAACCCAAAACAAGAACUUCUACUUGCUUGGGUCGAGUUUGGCCCUGAUAAGCAUUUACAAGAUAAAGAUAUACAAGGGGUUUUCAAGACCUUAGGCUCUCUACGACACACUUACAUCGAACCAAUAGUACACCAGCAUGUUACAGACAACGGGGCACUAAUGAUAAGAAAUUUUUAUUCGGCGGGCACAUUACGUGACGUUUUAUGUAUUACCAAGCCUAAACAGCCAUUUAUAAAGAAAUAUGGAAAUCCGAAACAAAUAAAAGCAUUAACAAUACAAGAAAUUGCCACGUACGGUUAUCAGAUAUUAGAAGCUCUAGGCUUUCUUCAUGAAAAAGGAUUACCUUAUGGACAUUUACACACUGGCAAUGUCCUUUUAACAUCAAGAUGUGCUAAAUUAUUGGAUAUAGAAAAUGGACUCCUAGGAUUGCCGGCAUUUUAUCGGCCUUAUGUGGUGCAAAGACGCAAAUUGCACGCCACGACUCAGGUUGAUGUAUAUUCAUUUGGACACGUUUUAUACGAAAUGACGUUCGGACGACCGCUUUUGGAGGCAACGUGUUCCGAUUUACCGCAAUGCGAAGCGAAUCUAAAAAAUUUACUGGAGGUCAUUUUGUCACCAGAAGCUUUGAAACAGGAUUUACCAACAGUAGUACGACUAUUGGAACAUCCAUUCUUCGAAUCGGCGAGGCGCGCUGCGUUGGCAAUUGGUACUGUGGAGAAGCCAUACUUUAAAUUGAGCAAUCAUUUAAAAGAGGCUUUACAAGAAGCUGUAAACAAAGCCGAACAACGACUGCGCGAUGAACAGAAAGUUGCUCGACAUCAAAAGAGGCUCGUUAAGGUUCAAGAAAUGAUGAGUUCAGAAGAAGAAAUGAAGAAACGAAAGCAUAAGCUGAAAAAGGAGCAGAGAUUGGCGCAAGAACAACGUUUUUCUUCACAACUAGGUACAAACGGGACAAAACAAAUAAAUGGUAAGAGCCCAGAACGUUCGGACAGUCCCACAAGUACUUCCACGGCUACCAGCGUUGGAACGUUGACUCCUCCAUCGCUUCGUUCUGUGGAAGUUACGCAAGCAAGUGCAGUUCCUGGCAAAAGUAUUCCACCACCACCACCACCACCACCAUCACCACCACCACCACUACCACCACCACCACCACCUUCGUUACCACCGCCAUGUGAAGCAUCCGGUGGUGCAUCGAAUAGUGUAUCCAAAUCAUCAAAUGAUCGUGCUGCUUUACUUGGAAGUAUUUGCAAUUUUGACAAGACAAGACUGCGAAGGAUCACAAAUGGACAUCGUUAGAAACAUUAGAUAUAUAAAAAAAAAGUCAGGCAAAUCUAUUUGAAAUCUGGCGUGAUUGCUGUGCAAUGUCGAACAAAGAACUUCCCUUGCUUAAUUAGGACAAGAUAACGUACCUGUAGAUUAUUAUGAUGGAUUGAAAGGUUGUUUGGAUGAUAACUGUAUCGUGCUUCUUGCGACACCUAAUAGUACUGAAUAUUAUUUCUCUUCGAUCGCGACACUUGCACACAUUUUAUGAAUUUUUAAAAUUUCGAUAUCUUAUUUAUUGAUGCUCGCUACAUAAACAAGAUUUUAGCUUAAAGUAAUUAUAUUAAGAGUAUACUAUAUUAAAUUUGUGAUAUAUAUAUAUGUAUAUGAUCGAUAUUAGAUUAUCCCGUUUGGCCUAUUCUACGUUUUGACGAAAUAUAAUACAACGCUUAUUUCGUUUGUAUUAGAUCUGCCGUCCAAGAACGAGCCUAAAUGUACAGAACAACCAAUCAAAAUAUUAAUUGCUUUGGAAAAUUUGCCAUUUUUACGAGUCAUUUCAUAUCAUAUUCUUUCCAUAUGUAUACACGCUAGAGAUAGAGUGAGUGAUUAAAAAAAAUUUAUAUAAUAUAAUAACAGUAUAUAAUUGUAUAUUAUCUAAUUUACGGAAUAUGCGUACAGUAAUUAUGCUGGGAGCAAUUUGAAAUAUUUUUAGAUUUAUUUUGAUUGACAUUUUUAUGACUGCUCGACUGUAAAUCAAGAAUAUAUAUUCGCGAUAUAAUUAUUCGAGAAAUUCCAUUUUCUAGUCUAACAUAUCCCCGUUAUACAGUUGAUAGCAUCAUCAAAUUUUAUAACAUAUCUUGUUUAAUGCGGGCCAAGUUUCGCGAUCGAUUUUAUAUUGUUAAUGAGGCUUAUUUUUCUCUUUCUAUG